This is a messenger RNA of Penicillium cosmopolitanum, 546 nucleotides long. RefSeq lists its product as uncharacterized. The transcript has 3 exons. NCBI's taxonomy places the organism in Eukaryota, Fungi, Ascomycota, Eurotiomycetes, Eurotiales, Aspergillaceae. The record is from RefSeq and is a predicted model, not a curated record. Gene Ontology annotation, molecular function: oxidoreductase activity. Bases 1 to 546 code for a protein of 181 amino acids.
AUGGAUAUGAUUACCCCCGAAGAUAGGAGCUCAAGCUCAUUUCAGGCAAAUCUUCACUACUUGAAGCGCCUAGACCUUUACCGCCGUGAAAAGCCAUUCAUGAUUACCUUUGACGUGUCGGGGUUCAAAGAUGGAACGAAAACGAACCACGAAUAUGGCGAGUAUACAGCGCUGAUGACUGACGCGCGUGGAGAGAAAGGAAGAUUCCUUUUGGAUACUCAUGGGUUUGAAUUUAGAAAUUGGCCUACCGCGCUCUCCCCAGUGGACUUUGAUGAUGAUGGGGCAAUUCUCGAUUAUUAUGUCCCAGAGGUCAUGAAGGAAAUGCGCGAUGCAUUUCCUCAAGCUAUGGAGAUUCAUUUUCUUACCCAUUUGCGACGCAAGCGAUGCGAGGACUUCCCUAAUACGUUCCAAGAAGAACCAGCUUUUGCAAAUCCGGUUCUAUACGCACACACAGAUUUCACACCUGACGGUGCAGCCCGUCAGCUCGAGUCGUUAUUUAAAGAUUCCGAGCAUCUUCGCGGGAAGCGGUUUGAGAUGCUGAAGUAA